AUGACGUUUGAAACUAAUUUAAAAAUCAGUAUAUAUACAUCCAAGUACUNUGGCAGCGAUGGUGAUAGCGAUGGUGGUAGUAGUGGUGUUAAUGACGAUGAUAAUGAAGAGGUUGAAACAACUGAUGGUGAUGAUGAAGAAACAACUGAUGGUGAUGAUGAAGAAACAACUGAUGGUGAUGAUGAAGAAACAACUGAUGGUGAUGAUGAAGAAACAACUGAUGGUGAUGAUGAAGAAACAACUGAUGGUGAUGAUGAAGAAACAACUGAUGAAGAAGAUGAAAAAAGUGAUGAUGAUGAUGAUGAUGAUGACGAUGACAGAACAACAAAUGAAGAUAUUAAAAGCAGUACCGAGACCAGUGAUGAUGAUUAUGGCUAUUAA
This is a messenger RNA of Adineta ricciae, 381 nucleotides long. NCBI's taxonomy places the organism in Eukaryota, Metazoa, Rotifera, Eurotatoria, Adinetida, Adinetidae. The record is from the annotation of a GenBank genome assembly.